Messenger RNA from Heterobasidion irregulare TC 32-1, 3269 nucleotides. RefSeq names its product Metallo peptidase M1. The transcript has 25 exons. Gene Ontology annotation, biological process: peptide catabolic process; proteolysis. Bases 112 to 3132 code for a protein of 1006 amino acids. Gene Ontology annotation, cellular component: cytoplasm. The record is from RefSeq and is a predicted model, not a curated record. Gene Ontology annotation, molecular function: zinc ion binding; peptide binding; metalloaminopeptidase activity. NCBI's taxonomy places the organism in Eukaryota, Fungi, Basidiomycota, Agaricomycetes, Russulales, Bondarzewiaceae.
CACGACUGCGCCCGUUCUCGAGCUCCAGCGCGCAACACGCACGAACGCGUCUCCUUGGCCUCCUCUAGCUUCUGCCACGCACGCGCACAGACACACAAACGGACACGCAGCAUGCGGGUGCUGUCAGGCCUCGGUAGGCCGCUGGCAGCUGCAGCCGCCGCUCACGCGCCGCCGUCACCGGCGACGUCGGACUGGACGAGGGUGUCAAGCAUGGUUUACAGGACGACUCGGCGACGCGCGUGCAGCAGGAGCACAUGGUCGCCGGUCCCAUCGAUAUCCGCUCAGGCGCCCCCGUCGCUAUAUAAUCCGCCAUCAUCGAACCCUCUGCGCGCAAUCUCGCAUCCGCGACUGCACGCUGCACUCGCAUCAUCGACGCUUGGCCGUGUGCGCUCUUGCUUUACCUCCGCAAACACCCCUUUUGCCGCUUCUGCCAUCAUGUCGAGCGCGAGCAAGGACACUGUCCCGAGGGACGCGUACCGUCUGCCGACGGACGUGCGUCCUACGCAUUAUGAUCUGACCGUGCGCACGGAUCUUGACAAGGAGCUGUUCGAGGGCAUCGUCAGAGUCGACCUCGACAUCCUCCGCACAACCCGCACCAUCACCCUCAACGCCGCCACGAACCUCACCCUCGCACCCGCAUCGCUCUCCACCUCUGAGACCCUCACCCUCGCCCCCACCGCGAGCACUUACGACGCCCCCACCGAGCGCGCGACCUUUGCGUUCGCCCAGGACCUCCCCGCGGGCUCGAAGGCGACGCUCAGCGUUGGCUUCUCCGCGCCGCUCGACGGGAGCAUGACGGGCUACUAUGCUAGCAAGUGGGACAAGGGCGUGUAUGCGCUCACGCAGUUCGAGCCGACCUCGGCGCGCGGCGCGCUCCCCUGCUGGGACGAGCCGGCGCUCAAGGCCACCUUCGCGGUCACGCUCGUGUCGCGCGCGGGCACCGUCAGCCUGUCCAACAUGCCCGUCCUCCCCGACUCCCCGGCGACCGACACAAAAGCGCUCGCGGACGACGAGAAGGCGCUCUACGCCGGCGUUGCCGAGGGAGACUGGGUCGUCAGCAAGUACGCGACGACGCCGCCGAUGUCGACGUACCUGCUCGCGUAUGCGAACGGCCCGUUCGAGUACCUCGAGAGCUCGUACAAGAGCCCGCUGAGCGGCGCCGUGCGCCCGCUGCGCAUCUACGCGACCCCGGACUGCAUCCACCAGGCGCAGUUCGCGCUCGACGUCAAGGCGAAGGUGCUCCCGCUGUACGAGCAAGUAUUCGACGUCGAGUACCCGCUCCCGAAGCUCGACACGCUCGUCGCGAGCGACUUUGAUGCCGGCGCGAUGGAGAACUGGGGCCUCAUCACGGGCCGCACGAGCGCGUUCCUGCUCGACCCCGAGCGCGCGGACAUGCUCGCGAAGAAGCGCGUCGCGGUCACGCAGAGCCACGAGGUUGCCCACAUGUGGUUCGGGAACAUCACGACGAUGGAGUGGUGGAAUUACUUGUAUCUGAACGAAGGGUUCGCGACUGUGAUGGGCGAGGUCAUCAUCAUGGACAAGGUCUUCCCGGAGUGGAAGGUCGACUCGGAGUUCAUCACGGAGCAUCUGAACGACGCGCUCCGGCUCGACGCCAAGCUGUCCUCGCACCCGAUCGAGGUCGAUUGUCCCGACGCGAACCAGAUUAACCAGAUCUUCGACUCGCUGUCGUACGCCAAGGCUGGAUCAGUGCUCCGCAUGCUGUCGAAGUACGUCGGCGAAGAGAAAUUUCUCAAGGGCGUUUCGAUCUACCUCAAGAAGCACCUGUACGCGAACAGCGUCACGACGGACCUGUGGGAGGGCAUCGGCGAGGCGACAGGCAUCGACGUCCCGAAGGUGAUGGAUAACUGGGUGACCAAGAUGGGCUUCCCCGUGCUGACGGUCACCGAGACCGAGGGCGGGAUCACGGUGCGCCAGGACCGCUUCCUCGAGGACGGGCCUGCGAAGCCGGAGGACAACGAGACGAUCUGGACCAUCCCGCUGAGCCUGCUCACGACGACGAGCGCGGGGCAGGCGAUCGUCGACAAGGGCGCGGUGCUCGACGUGCGCGAGAAGGCGUUCGCGGUCGACACGAGCAAGCCGUUCAAGCUCAACGCGGACACGAGCGGCGUCUAUCGCGUGCUGUACACCCCAGAGCGCCUCGCGGCGAUCGCGCAGGAGGCCGCGCGCGCGGACUCGGUGUUCUCGCUGAACGACCGCAUCGGGCUCGUGCACGACGCCAUGGCGCUCGCCAAGGCGGGCUUCUUGGACGUCAGCGCCGCGCUCACGCUCGUGCAUAUUUUGCGCGAGGAGCGGGAAUUCUUGGUGUGGGACAGCAUCUCGGAGAACUUGUCUAGGGUCGUCGAUACGUGGUGGGAGAACGACGCGGUCGUGGAGAAGCUGAACGCGUUCCGCCGGGAAUUGUACGGGCCGAUCGUCGCGCGGCUCGGGUUCGAGUACUCGGCCAAGGACGACGCGGACACGAGCCAGCUGCGCACGCGCGCGAUCGGGCAGGCGGCUGCGGCUCAGGACCCCAAGGUCGUCAAGGCGCUCCAGGACCGCUUCGCGCAGUUCGUCAAGACCGGAGACGACGCCGUCAUCCCCGCCGAUCUGCUGCGGGUGACGUUCCGCACGGCCGUGAAGUACGGCGGGCGGGAGGAGUACGACGCGGUAGUCAAGUUCCACGACGAGGCCAAGACGCCGUCGAUGCGCAUCGCUGCCAUGUACGCGAUGGGCGCGACGCAGGACGCGGCGCUGCAAGAUGCGACGAUGCGGUUCGUGAUGGACAGGGCGCGCGACCAGGACGUGACGUACUUCUUCUCCGGGCUCGCGGCGAACUUCAAGGCGCGGCGCCCGCUCGUCGCGUUUUUCGAGGAUAACUACGAUGCGCUGUACAAGCGCUUCGAGGGCAACUUCACGCUCAAGUACCUCGUCACGUCCGUGCUCUCGGGCCUCUCCACCGAGGCCGACCGCCAGAGCGUCGAUGCGUUCUUCAAGGACAAGGACACCGGGAAGUACAACCUCGCGCUCGCGCAGGCGCUCGACGGCAUCAAUGCCAAGUCCGCGUGGAUCGCGCGCUCGUCGGCCGAUAUCCAGCAGUGGCUGGACAAGUGGGAGCAGGGCGCGAAGCUUUGAGCUCGGCUACUGCGAUGGAAUCGGUAGGAAACUGGUUAUCAAAAAAUGGGCCGCGGUGCUGAAUGCGUUGAGGUCGGCAUCGGACGUGUGUACCGAUAGUAUGACAAUAGUGAUUGGGUUCGAUGCUUCGAAGAGUC